AUGGCGUUAAAAUGGGUAAAAUAUAAUAUUAAAUAUUUUAAUGGCGACGAAAAUAAUGUUACUGCUUUUGGUGAAAGCGCGGGUGCGGGGCUUGUGACAUCAUACUUAACCUCUAAAAUGGCGGAUAACCUGUGUCACAAAAUAAUUUCACAGUCGGGAAAUUUACUCUCAGAUUUAUACAUUGUGAAAGAAGAUCAGAUUGCAAAAGCAAGAUGUUUGACAUCAAUAAUGGGGAAAGAAAUAUCCGAUGUUAGAGAAAUGUAUGAACGUUUAUUAACAGCGCCUGUUGAAGAACUAACGGCUAUAAUUAACGCUUGCUCAAGACCCGUUGUAGAGAACAAAUUUGAAGGCGUUAAACAGUUUUUCGACGAGGAUCCGAUCGUGACAAUGCGUGAAAACCGUUUUAAAAAGCUACCAGUUGUCGUCACACUAAAUUCACAUGAAAGCGCACUCUUUUUAGAAAAAGACGAACAUGGCAACACGGUUUAUGCAAAGAACUUCCAGUAUUUUAUACCUCGCUGUUUGGACGUUCAAAAUGAUUCUCCGAGGGCUUUAAAAUUUGCUAAGAAACUCCGCGAUUUCUAUUUCGACGGUAAAGAUGUAACAGAUGAAGAAAAAUAUCUUGAUUUCAUUUCAGAUGCUCACUUUGCUAGAGAUACAGUUAUGUUCAUUGAAUAUUUAUCAAAAUUUAACAAAGAUACUUAUUUCUGUUUAUUUUCUUACUCUGGCAAUAUGAACACGAGCUUGAUGCGGAAACUAGGAUUCAAGGGAGCGACACAUGGCGACUUAAUACAAUACGUGUUCUAUAGAAAAAAUAAGGCCGCAAAAUGUACAGAAAAAGACCAAAAAAUUGUUGAUUUUCUGUCUGAGGCUUGGUGUAAUUUCGCUAUAAAUGGCCUAAACACAACCAUAUCUGAGCUGCGAGAUGAGAACAUUAAUUUAAAACAAUGUAUUACGGAUUUAAAUAAUCAUCUGUCGGAGGUCGAUACUACUUUAUCCGAUCUUAAUGAGCAGUCAAUAUCGUUUGAUACACGGCUUAAGUCCGCAGAAAGUCAAGUCUCUAAAGACAACUAUUUAUCUAACAAAUUAGAGGUUGUGGAGACCAGACUGGCUGCAAUGGAGCAACAGGCACGUGAUUGUAACAUUGAAAUAUCAAAUUUGCCUGAGCGCCGUGGAGAAAAUCUUGUUACAGUUAUUAUUAAUAUUGGCGUGCUAAUAAACCAGCAAAUCCAACCAUUGACAUAA
Messenger RNA from Parnassius apollo (apollo), 1245 nucleotides. Lineage: Eukaryota; Metazoa; Arthropoda; Insecta; Lepidoptera; Papilionidae. The record is from the annotation of a GenBank genome assembly.